CUGUGGGGCAUCGUCUUCAACAACUCGGUCCCCAUCGAGAACCCGAAGGGAACCACCAGCAAGAUCAUGGUUCUGGUGUGGGCUUUUUUCGCCGUCAUCUUCCUGGCCUCCUACACGGCCAACCUGGCCGCCUUCAUGAUCCAGGAGCAGUACAUCGACACCGUUUCCGGCCUGAGCGACAAAAAGGUGCAGAAAAUUUGGAAAAUGGGUGUAAAAUGCCAACACAUGCUGAACGUCACCUGGGAGCACCACGACUUCUCCUUCAACAGCCACGGGUACCUGGUGAACCCGGCCAUGAUCAUCAUCACGCUGGACAGGGAGAAGCAGUGGGACAAGGGAUUCUGCAUCGACAUCCUGAAGAAGCUGUCGCGCACCAUCAAGUUCUCCUACGACCUUUACCUGGUCACCAACGGGAAGCACGGCAAGCUGGUGCGGGGCAUCUGGAACGGGAUGAUCGGAGAGGUCUUCUACCGGAGGGCGGAUAUGGCCAUCGGGUCGCUGACCAUCAACGAGGAGCGCUCGGAGAUCAUCGACUUCUCGGUGCCCUUCGUGGAGACGGGCAUCAGCGUGAUGGUCGCCCGUAGCAACGGCACCGUCUCCCCCUCCGCCUUCCUGGAGCCCUACAGCCCGGCGGUCUGGGUGAUGAUGUUCGUUAUGUGUCUGACUGUGGUGGCCAUCACCGUGUUCGUGUUCGAAUACUGCAGCCCGGUUGGCUACAACCGCAGCCUGGUCACCGCCAAAGAUCCGGGAGGUCCCACCUUCACCAUCGGGAAGUCGGUGUGGCUCCUGUGGGGCAUCGUCUUCAACAACUCGGUCCCCAUCGAGAACCCGAAGGGAACCACCAGCAAGAUCAUGGUUCUGGUCUGGGCUUUUUUCGCCGUCAUAUUUCUGGCCUCCUACACGGCCAACCUGGCCGCCUUCAUGAUCCAGGAGCAGUACAUCGACACCGUUUCCGGCCUAAGCGACAAAAAGUUCCAGAAACCCCAGGAGCAGUACCCCCCGUUCCGGUUCGGCACCGUCCCCAACGGCAGCACGGAGCGCAACAUCCGCAGCAACUACCCCGAGAUGCACUCCCACAUGGUCAAGUACAACCAGAAGGGGGUGGAGGACGCCCUCAACAGCCUGAAAACCGGGAAACUAGACGCCUUCAUCUACGACGCCGCCGUGCUGAACUACAUGGCCGGCAAAGACGAGGGCUGCAAGCUGGUGACGAUUGGCAGCGGGAAAGUGUUCGCUACCACCGGCUACGGCAUCGCCCUGCAGAAGGACUCGCGCUGGAAGAGGCCCAUCGACCUGGCCCUGCUGCAGUUCCUGGCCGACGGUGACACACAAAAGCUGCAGACUGUCUGGCUCACGGGCAUCUGCCGCAACGAAAAGAAGGAGGUCAUGAGCAGCAAGCUGGACAUCGACAACAUGGCGGGGGUUUUCUACAUGCUGCUGGUGGCCAUGGGCCUCAGCCUGCUGGUGUUCGCGUGGGAGCAUCUGCUCUACUGGAAACUCCGCCAUUCGGUCCGAAAAUCCGAGCGGCUGGACUUCCUCCUGGCCAUCAGCAGGGGCAUCUACAGCUGCUUUAACGGCGUGGAGCAGACGGAGCGCAACGGCAGCCUGCACAGCCCGGACGUGACCACCAACUACUCUCAGGCCAACAUGCUGAAGAUGCUGCGGACGGCCAAGGACAUGGUGUCCUCGGCGCGGGUGGAGAACUCCCUGGACAGCGCCACCAAGACCAUCGAGAACUGGAGCCGGCGGGGGGGGGCGGUGGACGGCGUGCGUCCCGGGGCCGCCCCCCCCACCCCCCGGGUGGCGUCUGUGGACCUGGUCCACCACGGCCGUCUCCCCUACAACAUCUCCAGCAUCACGGACAACCACAACCACUCGCCCUACCCGCCCCCCCGCGCGCUAACGCUAACGCCCACCUUCCCGGUGCACUACGGCAUGGACCCUUGCGGCCAGACGCUUUUGGACAAGUCCCGCGCGGCGGUGGCGGCGCCCCCCCGGCCCACGCCGCUUCGCUACACGCUUCCCGGGCGCGGCGCCCAGCACCUGCUGGGCCGGACGCUGCCCAUCUCGAGCCUCAGCAGCCCGCACAUCGCAAUCCGAGACCCCGCCCCCCCAACCGAAAGAGGAGGGGGAGGUACUAGCCCACACCAGUUGGGCGGUAGUAGGGUAUACGUUGAGAACCCGGCCAUGCACCCGUCCCCCUUCGUCCACUACCGGGAGCUCCAGGUGCCCGACAUCUACAUCGAGCACAAGCCCCCCCUGAGGAGGAAGUUCAGCUACCCCCCCGACUGCGCGGGGGGGCGGGGCCGGAGGGCCUUCGGGUACGUGUUCGACCCCCCGGACCACCCGCGGGUUGCCCGCGACUACGAUGACGAUCCCCCUGCCCGGCCCUGUUUCGCCGAGCUGAGGGCCAACCGGCUCCUGGAGAGCCACGCCCCCCAAGACGGGUCCGCCGCCGGGGCCGCCGGGGCCGUCGCCAUGGCGACGCACUACCCGGGGGGCAGCCCCGGGUGCGACUCCUGCAUGAGGUCGUACCUGGAGCCCGAUACGGACGACGCCCCCCUCCUGGGGAAGGACCGGCUCAACCGGAGGGCGUCUUUCCUCAGGGCCACGUGGGGAAACGACAGGGUCCGGCAGGUGGACGAGACCAAACCAUCGUCCGCGUCCUCGCGGGGGGGCGACCUGUUCCCCAGGGGGGCGGGGCCUAGCCCCACCCCUCACAGCAGGCUGUACGGCAGCCUGGGGCACAACCUGAGCUGCUACCCGGUGGCCGCGGAGCCGGCCUACCUGGACCCGGCCCACAUGGGCUCCUACCCUUACAAGCAGAAGCUCAAGUACUCCGAGUCCACCCGGCUGCCCUCGUACCGGGAGGCAAUCCUCCAAAACGCCGCCGCCCUGCGCCGUUCCUCCUCCACGGUGGUGCACAGACACUACUCCACCUACCUGAACUCGUACACGGACCUGCCCGUCUACGUUGGGCCUCUGGCUCAAGGCCCCGCCCAGUUCUACAACGGUUCCAGGGACGUGUGCCACCUGUUCCCUUGCGGUGGUGGUGGAGGUGGAGGUGGCGGCCAUUGCUCCGAAACCGCCGCCAUGUUGCCCCGGGGGUCGGCGGUGUACCACCAUGCGGGUGGUGGGGGGGGCGUGUUUGGCGGGUACGAUGGAGUGGGAACGAGGGACGAUCCCGGAUCCGCUAGUAGAGAGCGGAGGCAGGUGUUGGUGGCCCGGAGGGUCAACAGUCCAUUUGUGCCAAAGCCCUGGGGAAGGGUGUCCAGCCUGGAGUCGGAGGUCUGA
Messenger RNA from Menidia menidia (Atlantic silverside), 3294 nucleotides. NCBI's taxonomy places the organism in Eukaryota, Metazoa, Chordata, Actinopteri, Atheriniformes, Atherinopsidae. The record is from the annotation of a GenBank genome assembly.